GAAUAAUCAUCAUCAUCAUCAUCAUCAUCAUCAUCAUCAUCAUCAUCAAGACGAAUAAUAUCACUUUCGCAUCAAAAGUAACUUGAAACUGCUAAUUUUCAGUCAUUGCAAUUAAUCGUAGCCAUUGUUUUCAGCCACCAUCGUUAUUUCGAGCUAGCGUUUAACAAUUUAUGGACUUGACUAAGCAUCCUGCAUCGUGGGACUUGGUAUUGAAUUUGUAUCGGUUCGCGUGAAGGUCAUGAAACAUGAUUACGAGGGGACGUAUAAGACCGCUUGAAUUCUCUUCAGCAUGUCAUCAAAGACCAAGCCAUAUCUAUCAGCAGCUACGGUGUAGUCCUUACCGAUUCCUAAGCAACAGUUCUGACAGCUACAACUCCCGCGAUGCAACAGAUCCUGGAGCCGGUAUUGCGAGGAGAAUUCUGACACCCGCGGUCGAGCCUCGAUACCGCACACGAUGGACCUAUACGGAUAAGAAAGCUGUGACCAACAGCACUAAUAGGGACGAUUCUACUAACGUCAAAGUUUCUAUCAAGAAGAAGGACCUACAUAUCAUGGAACCUCUCAGAUCUGGUUUCGGUAUAUACGACAAGCCUGGCAUUGGGAGAGCAGCCAAUCUACCUGGGACUACGCAGCACGAAAAGUUCAAGCAUAACGAUACCAUUAAGUUUCGUUUACCCAAUCGAACCCUUCCCAUCUCUGUAAGAGUGACAGUGCCAAAAUCUCACGGCAAACUGCCCGUCAUGAUGCUCAUCCACGGCGAAGGCUCCACUAGCAAUCUGACCCGCCAAAACAGCUAUGCGCCCCUGGCCGAGUACUAUGCCUUGCAUGGCUUCGUCGUCAUUCAAUCCAGCAUCAAUGCCAACCUUAACAGCACGUCCUGGCGCAAAUGCAUUACAGACUGCACUCACAUCCUCGAUAGACUGUCUAACGUUGAGGCCCGAUCCGCCCCAAAAGGUGCUUCCUUUGAUUCGGAACGGGUCGUUGUGGUAGGCCAUUUGCUCGGCGUACAUACCGCCAGCGUCCUACUCGGCAUGAGCCUCGGAAACCCAGACACAGACUAUACCACUGUAUACACGAACAAGGACAAGCGCAUAAAAGCAGGUGUUCUUCUCUCUCCGCUUAGUGACGAUGAAUCCUUGCUUUCCACAACUGUCAGCGACACCAAGCCCUUCCUUAGGCACGUAGACUAUUCGACGCUGACCACACCCACGCUAUGGGUUAGCGGCACAGAGCAUGAGAUGCCAGAAAUAAGUGUCAGCGAGAAAGAGAAGUGGAAGGAUGGCUUCAAAUCGAGCCCGGGAUCGAAGGACCUGCUAGAACUAAAGGGCGCGGACUGCCGGCUCGGCGGGAUCUCUGGUGAGACUACAGUCGAAGCGAAGCUUAAAGAGAAUUUGGAGGUAGUGGCGACGGUUCAGCGCAUGACACUGGCGUUUUUGCGGAGUCAAAUAUACAAAAAAGACCGGAGCUGGUCCACGGCGAAGGAUGUGUUUCAAGGCAUUGAAGGCCUUGGAAAAGUGAUCAGUACGACGGAACUUGAUGAAGUCAAGGUUAAACAAGUUCGACCCAAAACCACCGGAGUUUGAGACUCUGUGGAGCAACCGAUGUCA
Molecule: messenger RNA, 1607 nt
Organism: Pseudovirgaria hyperparasitica
Lineage: Eukaryota; Fungi; Ascomycota; Dothideomycetes; Acrospermales; Acrospermaceae
Exons: 1
Coding region: 246-1583 (445 amino acids)
Source: RefSeq, a predicted model, not a curated record